UCACAGCUUCUCUCUGUCCCCAGCGUGGUGGAAGGCAUCAAAUGUGUUGGUCUUCUCUCAAGGCUGAGACAAGGGCUGAUUCUGUGUCUGUCUGAUGUCAGUGAUCACCAUGAGGAAUAAUGUUCCCCUCCUGGCUCUCGCCUUCUGUACGUUCAUCAUCCUGUUCCCGGCGGAGAGUGACGCUGGUGUGAGCUUCCACCCCCUCGCCAGGGAGAACGGCCGAGCAAGCAGCAACAAGAAACCCAGCACCAGACGGGAUUUGUACGCUGGAGUGAUGGACACCGAGGCAAAGGGCAACCACGCUGUGGGUGACUGGGUGGAUCCUUCACCCCAACAGCCCGUGAAGGGAGACAGAGCUCGCUCAGGGGAGAUCCAGGACAUUUUGUUACAGGCUCUGGCCUAUUUCAUUGAGGCAUAUCCACAAGGUCAGGGAGAUUGAAACAAGCAGCGCUGUGGAUACAGAGUGGAGAAAAUCGUUUCACCCCAGUCCUUGGUGUAUUCCUCAAUGUGUUAUAUUUGUGGAAAAAUACACAGUAUAAAUAAAUCAUAUCAAAACUAACAUUCG
Callorhinchus milii (elephant shark) is the source of this 565-nucleotide messenger RNA. RefSeq lists its product as uncharacterized. The record is from RefSeq and is a predicted model, not a curated record. Lineage: Eukaryota; Metazoa; Chordata; Chondrichthyes; Chimaeriformes; Callorhinchidae. Bases 95 to 439 code for a protein of 114 amino acids. The transcript has 5 exons.